AUGGGGAAAUCCAAGGCAGCCAAGCCUGAUGAAGACCACGUCUCUGGUCAAUCAAAUAAACCACUCUCUCAGCCAGCACACGCUCUGUCCUAUCAGCAAGUCGCCGAAGAACUCCGCGCCAACGCCCUAGAUGGCCUUUCCGCCGCUGACGCCGAGGCCCGUCUGGCGGAAUACGGCAACAAUGAUCUCGGCGAAUCUGAGGGCGUACAGCCUUUGAAAAUCGUAAUCGCUCAGAUAGCGAACGCCAUGACCAUGGUCUUGAUUCUUGCCAUGGCCGUUAGUUUCGGCAUCGGGUCAUUGAUUGAAGGUGGUGUCGUCACAUUUGUCAUUCUUUUGAAUGUCAUUGUGGGCUUUUUCCAAGAAUAUUCUGCCGAGAAGACCAUGGAUUCCCUUCGUUCCCUAAGCUCUCCGACUGCCAACAUCAUCCGCGACGGUGAGUCACGGGUUGUGCCAUCUGGGGAAAUCGUACCUGGUGAUCUUGUUGAGAUCAAGACCGGCGAUACUAUUCCGGCUGAUGUAAGACUUAUUGAGGCUGUCAACUUCGAAACCGACGAGGCUCUGUUAACGGGUGAAUCUCUCCCGGUACGCAAGAACGAAUCUGCUACUUUUCCCGAUAACACGGGCCCGGGAGACCGUCUCAACGUUGCAUACAGCUCCUCCAACGUCACGAAAGGGCGGGCCAAGGGAAUAGUGUUCGCGACAGGCGUCUAUACCGAAAUCGGUGCCAUCGCCUCCGCCUUGCGCAAGAAAGACUCCAAAGUCCGUGAGGUCAAGCGCAAGCCUAACGGCCAUGCGAGUCCUCAUAGAUACCUCGAGGCGUACACACUGACUUUUACUGACGCCAUCGGCCGGUUCUUGGGCGUCAACGUGGGCACCCCGCUGCAGAAGAAGCUUUCUAAGCUGGCCAUACUCUUGUUCGGCAUUGCUAUUAUCUGCGCUAUUAUUGUGUUAGCCGCCAACAAGUUUAAUGCUAACCAGGAGGUCAUCAUCUAUGCUGUUGCCACCGGCUUGUCCAUGAUCCCCGCGAGCUUGGUCGUCGUACUUACCAUCACCAUGGCAGCCGGCACCAAACGUAUGGUUAAGCGUCAUGUUAUUGUACGCAACCUCAAGUCCUUGGAAGCCCUCGGCGCCGUGACAGAUAUUUGCUCCGAUAAGACGGGUACCCUUACCCAAGGCAAGAUGUUGGCCCGUGGCGCCUGGCUCCCAGGAAUGGGAACCUAUACCGUCGAGAACUCCUCGACGCCUUUCGAUCCCACGAUAGGUGACAUUCGGUUCGAUGAAAGAUCACCGAGGCAUCUGGACUUCAAGAAGGGUGGUUCCGCCUGUGGAAACAUUGUCGAACCUGAGAAACUUCUGGAAAACAGCCAAACCGGACUCUCAGCCUUCCUUCACGUCGCCUCGCUCGCCAACCUUGCCACAAUCACCAAGAAGGAUGAUCAGUGGGUGGCACGCGGCGACCCUACCGAGAUUGCCAUACAAGUGUUCGCCUCUCGUUUCGACUGGAACCGCCUGCGACUGACCACCGGCGACAAUGCCGAGUGGAGUGAGAUUGCCGAGCUGCCCUUUGACUCCGACGUCAAGCGCAUGUCCGUCAUAAUGAAGCACAACUUUACGAACGAAUACUUUGCUUACACCAAGGGCGCCGUCGAACGAGUGAUUCAAACCUGUAGCAAAUACACACCACAAGACUCCGGCGAGCUCGCUGACAUGACGUCAGAAUUCCGCGAGGAGAUUCUUCGCAACAUGGAAGCUCUCGCCGGUCUUGGCCUCCGUGUGCUUGCUCUCGCUAGCAAGCCGUACAACGGCAAACCUAACAAAGGCGACGAGGUUAAUCGUGAAUCUGUUGAAAGCGACUUGGUCUUCCGCGGUCUCAUUGGCCUCUACGAUCCGCCUCGUCCAGAGUCCGCACCGGCAGUUCGACAAUGUCAUGAAGCUGGCAUCUCGGUCCAUAUGCUAACUGGUGACCACCCUGAAACAGCAAAGGCUAUCGCUGUUGAAGUUGGCAUUUUGCCGUCCCGUAUGGAGCGUGUGGCAAGGAACGUCGCGGACGCGAUGGUUAUGACGGCCUCGCAGUUUGAUGCGUUGAGCGACGACGACGUUGAUAGGCUUCCGGUGCUCCCGCUUGUUAUUGCACGAUGUGCGCCCAGCACCAAAGUUAGGAUGAUCGAGGCUCUUCAUCGUAGGAAGAAGUUCUGCGCCAUGACUGGAGACGGCGUCAACGACUCCCCUUCUCUUCGUCGUGCCGACGUUGGCAUCGCUAUGGGUCAAUCCGGAUCCGAUGUGGCCAAAGACGCUUCGGAUAUCGUGCUGACAGAUGACAACUUUGCCUCUAUUGUUGCCGCUAUCGAAGAGGGCCGCCGCAUCUUUGACAACAUUCAGAAGUUCGUGCUUCAUGUCCUUGCCGAAAACAUUGCUCAGGCCGGCACCCUUCUUGUCGGUCUUGCGUUCAAAGAUGCCAGAGGACUCUCAGUCUUUCCACUUGCACCUGUUGAAAUCGUCUGGAUCAUCAUGGCGACAUCAGGCAUGCCUGACAUGGGUCUUGGGUUCGAACGCGCCGUUCCUGACAUUAUGCGCCGGCCACCGCAGUCUCUCAAGACAGGCAUUUUCACAAAGGAGUUUCUGGUCGACAUGGUCGUUUACGGCUUAUGGAUUGCCGCUCUGUGCCUGUCAAGUUUUACCCUCGUGGUACACGGUUUCGGCAACGGACAGCUGGGAGAAAACUGCAACGAGACAUACGGCGAGACGUGCGAUGUCGUAUUCCGGGCCCGAGCCACAACCUUUGCUUGCCUGACAUGGUUUGCGCUCUUUUUGGCCUGGGAGAUGAUUGACAUGCGCCGUUCAUUCUUCCGCAUGCAACCGGGGUCCAAGAAAUACUUUACUCAAUGGAUGAUUGAUGUCUGGAGGAACCAGUUUCUAUUCUGGGCCAUCAUCCUGGGAUUCGUCACUCUUUUUCCAUUGCUCUACAUUCCGGUGAUCAACACAGUAGUUUUUAAGCAUAAGGGGAUCUCCUGGGAAUGGGCGAUUGUUUUCGUGGCCGCAGCGAUGUUUUUCGCCGGUGUCGAGUCGUGGAAAUGGGCCAAGAGGAUUUACUUUAGAAGGCAAAGCCGAAAGGCGCACGGCAUCGCCUGGAAAGACAUGGAUAUUGAGCAACGGGUAUUUGGCGAAUACCUCGGUGGUCCUUCAGACGAUGAACAUAGGACAGAAGUUGGGGAUGAUGAUCACUACACUGAGAAGGAAGGUCUAGAAAAGUAA
Molecule: messenger RNA, 3252 nt
Organism: Colletotrichum truncatum
Lineage: Eukaryota; Fungi; Ascomycota; Sordariomycetes; Glomerellales; Glomerellaceae
Product: potassium/sodium efflux P-type ATPase
Biological process (GO): intracellular calcium ion homeostasis; sodium ion transport; monoatomic ion transmembrane transport
Cellular component (GO): plasma membrane
Molecular function (GO): ATP hydrolysis activity; ATP binding; P-type potassium transmembrane transporter activity
Source: RefSeq, a predicted model, not a curated record